AUCCAUUUCUGCACAUAACGAGGAGAUGAUAUUAUCCCGCACCUCCACCUCCACUCCUUAUUAUAUAUCACUCUCAUCCCCUGCUUCCACUCCCCGACAAUUAACCCAAACUACUCCUCCUUUCGUCGCCCAUUAUGUCUGAUCAAUCAAGACCACUUUCCCAACUGGUCCGUGACCCACCGCGAUCCUCCCACCCGACGGUCAAAUUCCUCACCGCUGCCAUGAGAGGUGCAACUUUCUUGCUUUUGUCAGCGUUGACUCUAACCGGGACAGUCAUAGCUCUGAUCGUGUCCACCCCAAUUCUGGUGCUUUGUAGUCCCGUUUUAGUCCCAGCAGGGAUAGUGGUGUUCCUGGUCACCACUGGGUUCUUUUUCUCAGGUGGGUGUGGGUUGAUGGCGAUAAUGGCAUUAACUUGGAUGUAUAAUUACUUGACAGGGAAGCACCCACCUGGCGCGGAUAAGCUAGAUUAUGCGAGAGGGCAGAUACCAAGAAAGGCCCACGAUAUGAAAGAGAGAGCUAAGGAAUAUGGGCAAUAUGUCCAGCAGAAGGCUCAGGAGGCUACUCAAACUCAAGCAUCUUGAUCGAUCAUCUUCAACCAUCUAUAUAACUAUAUGUGUGUGUUUUGUUAGUACAAUAGCACUGUUUUGGUUUGAUGUGGUUUUUGUUUCUGAGCCUGAAGAUGGUCUUCUGUUAAUAAAUCUAGACUUUGGAGCAAUAAAGUUGCAUUCUUGAUUCUUGAA
Messenger RNA from Hevea brasiliensis (rubber tree), 740 nucleotides. Its product is annotated as oleosin Ara h 15.0101. The transcript has a single exon. Gene Ontology annotation, biological process: lipid storage. Gene Ontology annotation, cellular component: membrane; monolayer-surrounded lipid storage body. NCBI's taxonomy places the organism in Eukaryota, Viridiplantae, Streptophyta, Magnoliopsida, Malpighiales, Euphorbiaceae. The coding region runs from base 135 to 581 and encodes 148 amino acids. The record is from RefSeq and is a predicted model, not a curated record.